CGGAGGUUUUUUUUUUUGUUGCUUGCAUCGGAAAACAGCACAGCCAUGAACUGGAACAAAGGUGGCCCCGGUGUGAAGCGUGGUUUUGGAUUUGGAGGAUUUUCCCUCGCAGGGAAAAAAGAGGAACCUCAGUCUGCUCCGAAAUCUCAAACUUCAUUCGGAGCAACAGGAUCAGGUGGAGCCUAUGGGAAGAACCAGCAGCUCCCAUCGUUCUACAAAAUAGGGACAAAAAGAGCUAAUUUUGAUGAGGAAAAUGCAUACUUUGAAGAUGAUGAAGAGGAGUCCAGCAGCAACGUGGACCUGCCGUAUAUCCCAGCUGAGAACUCACCCACACGGCAGCAGAUGCAGUCCGGUGGUGGCUCAGAUAGUGAGGACGAUCCUCUUGAUGCCUUCAUGGCGGAGGUUGAGAGCCAGGCAGCUAAAGACAUGAGGAAACUAGAGGAAAAGGAAAAGGAGAAAAAGUCAGCCAAGGGUAUUCGUGAUGACAUUGAAGAGGAAGAUGAACAAGAAGCCUACUUCCGCUACAUGGCAGAGAAUCCCACAGCUGGGCUGACUCAAGAGGAAGAGGACGAAAACAUUGACUAUGACAGUGACGGGAACCCAAUCGCUCCUGCCACCAAGAAAAUCAUCUUGCCACUUCCUCCCAUUGACCACUCUGAGAUUGAUUACCCACCCUUUGAGAAAAACUUCUACAAUGAGCAUGAAGAGCUCAGCAACUUGACAGCAACACAAGUGUUGGAGUUAAGGCAGAAGCUAAACUUGAGGGUAUCCGGUGCGGCCCCUCCAAAACCUUCUACUAGUUUUGCCCACUUCAGCUUUGACGAGCAGCUAAUGCACCAAAUCCGCAAGUCUGAGUACACUCAGCCCACUCCCAUUCAGUGUCAGGGUGUGCCCAUUGCUCUGUCUGGAAGGGACAUGAUUGGUAUCGCAAAAACUGGCAGUGGCAAAACGGCAGCUUUUAUCUGGCCCAUGCUGGUUCACAUCAUGGACCAAAAGGAACUGGAGGCAGGAGACGGGCCCAUUGCCAUCAUUGUGUGUCCCACUAGAGAGCUUUGUCAGCAGAUCCAUGCAGAAUGUAAGCGUUUCGGUAAAGCCUACUCACUGCGUUCUGUGGCUGUGUAUGGAGGAGGCAGCAUGUGGGAGCAGGCCAAAGCUCUUCAGGAGGGAGCAGAGAUUGUGGUGUGCACUCCGGGUCGUCUGAUUGACCACGUGAAAAAAAAGGCCACGUCCCUGCAGAGAGUAUCAUACCUUGUGUUUGAUGAGGCGGAUCGCAUGUUCGAUAUGGGUUUUGAAUAUCAGGUUCGAUCCAUUGCCAGCCAUGUGCGCCCAGACAGACAGACUCUUCUGUUCAGCGCUACUUUCCGAAAGAAGAUCGAGAGGCUGGCCAGAGACAUCUUGAUAGAUCCAAUUCGUGUGGUGCAGGGAGACAUUGGAGAGGCCAAUGAGGAUGUGACCCAGGUGGUGGAGCUGCUGCCUUUGGGGUCGGACAAAUGGGGCUGGCUGACCAAGCGGCUGGUCGAGUUCACCUCCUCCGGCUCAGUCCUGAUCUUCGUCACCAAAAAGGCAAACUGCGAGGAACUGGCUACUAACCUGACCCAGGAGGGCUACAGUCUGGGCCUCCUGCAUGGAGACAUGGACCAGAGUGAGAGGAACAAGGUCAUCAGUGACUUCAAGAAGAAGAAUUUGCCUGUUCUGGUGGCCACUGAUGUAGCUGCUCGUGGUCUGGACAUCCCAUCCAUUCGCACAGUGGUGAACUACGACGUGGCACGAGACAUCGACACACACACACACAGGAUUGGUCGAACUGGUCGCGCCGGAGAGAAGGGUCUUGCUUACACUCUCCUCACCAACAAAGACACAUCAUUCGCCGGUGACCUUGUGAGAAAUCUGGAGGGAGCGAAUCAAGGUGUUUCCAAAGAGCUGAUGGACUUGGCUAUGCAGAAUCCCUGGUUCAGGAAAUCCCGAUUCAAGAGUGGAAAAGGAAAGAAGUUGAAUAUUGGUGGAGGUGGUCUUGGUUAUAGAGAAAGACCAGGCUUGGGGGCUGAAAGUUCUGAACGCGGCGGUGGCAGCAGUGUGUUGUCUUCCACCGGCAAUUACGAAGGCUUCACCAAAGCGACCAGCGGGGCAAUGGGAGAUCGUAUGUCUGCGAUGAAACAGGCCUUUCAGGCCCAGUAUAAGAGCCACUUUGUGGCUGCAUCCAGUGGCCCUCCAAAGCUCAGCACCAAGUCCAGCAGCUCGUCAGGCUGGACCAGUGCUGGCAGCCUGAGCUCUGUGCCCACAGAGGCUGCCAAUGGUUCAGAAAUCCCAGGGCGUCACAUGUCCAUGUCUGGCUUCACCAGCGCCGGCACCCUGAGCUCUGUGCCCACCACUCAAACCAGUUCACAGCAAAGUUUCACCCCACCAGCUCCUCCCUCACAGAGAGACGGCUCACGGGACAGGCACAGCGAGGACCGGGGCCGUGACAGCUACCACCGCCACAGCGAGAGGAGCGAUAGACACAGUGGAGAGGACCGCUACAGUGACCGCGAUCGUCAUGGAGACAGAGAUCGGGACAGCUAUAGUGACCGGGACCGCCACAGUAGCAGCAGCAGCAGCAGCAGCAGCAGCCGCCACAGCGAUAGUCGAAAUGGAGAUGGAAGCAAGAGGGACAGAGAAGAUCGGAGGAGUGAGAGGGACGGGGGAGACAGGGGGAGUGGGGAUGGAAGGGACAGAGGAGGAGACGACAGCUUUGCCGUACCUGAACCGCCAAAACGUAGAAAGAGCAGGUGGGACAACUAA
Messenger RNA from Labrus bergylta (ballan wrasse), 2778 nucleotides. RefSeq names its product DEAD (Asp-Glu-Ala-Asp) box helicase 42 (gene ddx42). Gene Ontology annotation, cellular component: cytosol. The record is from RefSeq and is a predicted model, not a curated record. Gene Ontology annotation, biological process: ribosomal large subunit assembly. NCBI's taxonomy places the organism in Eukaryota, Metazoa, Chordata, Actinopteri, Labriformes, Labridae. Gene Ontology annotation, molecular function: ATP binding; RNA helicase activity; nucleic acid binding.